Sporothrix brasiliensis 5110 is the source of this 1320-nucleotide messenger RNA. RefSeq lists its product as uncharacterized. The record is from RefSeq and is a predicted model, not a curated record. NCBI's taxonomy places the organism in Eukaryota, Fungi, Ascomycota, Sordariomycetes, Ophiostomatales, Ophiostomataceae. Gene Ontology annotation, molecular function: flavin adenine dinucleotide binding; electron-transferring-flavoprotein dehydrogenase activity. Gene Ontology annotation, cellular component: cytoplasm. The transcript has a single exon. Bases 1 to 1320 code for a protein of 439 amino acids.
AUGACCGCUUCGACUGGCCCCGACCACACCGUGGUCGUCAUUGGUGCUGGCUAUGUCGGCGUUCCCAUGGCCCACCACCUGGCCAAGCACACUCCGGCCAGCGUCGUCAACCUUCGCGUCAUUCUGGUCGCCCCCAACGAGGAGAUGUUCUGGAACGUCGCCUCGCCUCGCGGCUUCGUUCCCUCCGACUCCUCUGCCGCCCCCAACCCCAAGGGCAACCCAGGCUUCGGCGACGACAAGCUGUUCUUCCCGCUCGCUCCUUCUUUUGCCAAGUACAACACAGGUUCGGUCAAGCGCGUCGAGCAGGUCGUUGGCCGCGCCACCAGCCUCGAUCCCGACCGCCAGACCAUUGAGGUCGCCCUCAACACCGGCGGCACCGUCCAGACCAUCCACUACGACACCGCCCUCAUUGCCACAGGCACCGACAUCACCGACGGCACCCCCUUCAAGGUCGUGCCCAACGGCGGCGUCUCCGAGACCAAGGCCGCGCUGGCCGACUACCGCGCCCGCAUCCGCACAGCCUCGCACAUUGUCGUGGCCGGCGGCGGCAUGACGGGCGUCGAGGUUGUCGGCGAGCUGGCUGCCGUCUAUGGUGCGAACGCCCCCAAGGACAAGAAGAAGGAGAUUGUCUUUGUCAUCAACGAGCCCGCGCCGCUCGGUGUGUACGGGACCAAGGACAGCGUGCGCCAGAUCGCCACCAACCGCCUCAAGACGCUCGGCGUGCACAUCAUCGUCAACACCAAGGUCAGCGUGGCCACGCCGGCCGCCGGCGAGGGCAGCCAGACCGUGCUGCGCCUCACGAGCAAGGACGGCACGUCGACGUCGCUGACCACCGACGUCUACAUCCCCGCCUUUGGCACCUCCUUCAACACCAAGUACCUGCCCGCCAAGCUGCUCGACGCCACCGAGAAGAACCGCGGCCGCGUGCUCACGCGCGCGACCCUGCAGGUCGAGGGCUACGACAACAUCUUUGUCGCCGGCGACGCCUCCAACCUGCAGUUCCCCUCGCUCAAGAACGCCAACGACCAGAUUACCGUGCUGGCGCCCUCGUUGCAGAUCUACCUCAAGAACUGGGCCGUCGCCCGCGGCGCCAAGCAAAACGGCGAUGCUGCCGCUGACACGACCGCGCUCAAAGAGUACAAGGGGGACGACACCCUUAUCGUGGCCGUGUCCACUGGUCCCGCCGGCGGAACGGGCCAGGUCGGCUCGUGGAAGUUGUUUAGCCUCGUGAUCUGGGCGCUCAAGUCCCGCUUCCUAGGUACCGACAAGGCUGCAGACUAUGCCAGCGGAAAGCGCGUCAUGAGGGAUGCCAACUGGUAG